Pieris macdunnoughi is the source of this 3048-nucleotide messenger RNA. Lineage: Eukaryota; Metazoa; Arthropoda; Insecta; Lepidoptera; Pieridae. The record is from the annotation of a GenBank genome assembly.
AUGACAUUACGAGCCCCGCACCGGCGUAUAUCACCAAGAACUAAACGCCGUUGUCGAGCUAUCAAGGAAUUCUUUAAGAAAACAAUCGGAACCCUAUCACAAACAGACAACAGAACUCACUCAAGCAUCGUACUUAGUGUUUCAGAUCUCAAAAGUAAAAUAGAUAUAAUAGAACAACACCUUGACAAAGUAAGCAAGCAUUGUCGGGACCUGUCCUUUCUUGAACACAGCAUUCGUAAAGGGGAGAGCACGGUAAGCCACGACAUUAAACAGACCACGCCAAGCAAACCGGCAUGUGAAAGCAGCAGAACACGAGAUUUAGAAACUAAAAUACUUUAUGAAACACCGAGAAGGAAUUAUAAUAAAGCACAUAUUCAGUCAAUGAGUAAAUGGGACAGUGGCGAAAUAAAUAUGAAUGAUAAUAAACAUUUCCACAAGUAUUGUAACGAAGAAUACGUUGUCGAGAGACCAGGCCACGUAGCCAAGAAUCAUGAACGUCAGCUUAAAUAUUUGAAACCGAUCUCAUAUCCUAAAUCAAAACGUGACAAUAAAAUAAAUGAAGAUAAUUUAAAAAGAGUAUACUCGAGCAUAAGUCUUCAAUCGCCUAGAGAAACAUAUAAUAAGGAGGCAUGUCAUUCGAGAUAUCAGGAUAGUCAUAGACGUCACAGGAAAGACAUUGAAAACGUAACCUUUAGGGAGUGCGAAGAUACUGGACGCUUAAAAACUGAUAACAAAAAAGAUACUGAACGACGGAAAACCCGUAAGAAAUCACAUCACUAUUCCAAUGUCGAUAAAGAUUUUAUAGCGGAUAUAAUACGAAAACAAUAUAAGCCCGUCAAAUUAUUUGGUAGAAGGUUAUCAGACUUCAGUCAAUUUUCCGCGCCCGUAUGCCGUGAUCAAGAAUUUACCAUCCGAGAUGAUGUCAUGGAAGGCAGUGAAUUAUGCUCGUGUUGUUUUGAUGGCCAUAGAAAAGUUAGGCACCGUCAUUGCGAGAGGUAUAACCUUAGUGAUAUGAGAAGUAUUUGCGAUGCACGGUUGUACGGUUCGAAGCAGCAAAGGAAGUACAAACAAUCUCAUAUUACGAACUAUAAUGAUUCUAAUCUUUACGAUUUAGUGCCAGUUAAAGAAAAGUCCAGUCCUAAAUCUAGACGAAAAUUUAUUGAAGAAAAUAAUAAGCGGCAUGAGCGCUUUAGAGAAGUAUUACCAUCCCCUAGAACAAAUAGACCACGGCUAAAUCUUACAGCACAACGGUACGCUUACGAUGAUAUGAUACUUCCCAGCGUCCCUCAUAGAUCGUUAAGAAAAAAGCCGCCACUUGAAAUGAUUGACGAUUAUUCAGAUUUAUCUCAGUACCGUGAAAUGCGUCAGGACCAAGGACCAAAAAAACCGCUAGUUGGCGGAACGAUGAGUAGUCUUCAAUAUUCGAACAUAGAACCAGAACAUGUUAAUAUUAAUAAUGAAACAAUGCACACUCAAGUUACAAGUUCUACAGUAGACAAAACUGAUAAAGCUCUUUGUGAAAUAAAAGAUAUUUUACAAAGCUUUUUACAAGAAAUAAAAAGAGAUUCAAUUCACAGUCACUCAGAGAUGAGUAGCAAAAGUAUUAAACAAUCACAAACACAAGUCAACAACCAGAGCAACUCCAAUACGACACCCAAAAAUAACCAAUCCAGCUUCAUACAUAACAGUUCAGCACAAUAUCCGGCGCCCCCAAUUGUUCCAUCUUUCAAUCCUUGCUGUUAUCCUAUUUUACCAAUUUGUCCUAUUAACUACUCUCCUAACAGUUUUAUGGUACCUUCGCCAAGUUAUACCUGCGCGACUUGUACUCAUAAUUGUCAAGAAAAUAUAUCAUAUGAUAAUAAUGUAAUUAAAACCUCUGCACCAUCUUGUCACCAUGAAACCCAAGAACUCAUUAAAGAAAUUUAUAAAUGCGUUAAAAACGGUAAUUCGCCCCGUGCCAGACGCGGUAGUAAUGAAAAUAUACGACAGAUGAAAGGCGAAAAGAAGAUAUUAACAUCUAGAAGUGUCGGAAGUUCCAAAGCUUCUAAGCAUGACGCUAUGGUAGAAACGCCAAAAAUGAAGUGCUAUUCGAAGAGUUGUGAAGCUAUCGGAUCGCGAAUGACAAGUGACUCUUGUUACUCUACAAAUGCGACUUUAUCUGAUACUGUUAUAGAAAAGCUUAACCUACAAACGUCAGGAUCUUCAUCUGAGACCGAAAUGGAUAGGAUUUGUGAGACCAAAAAGAACAAAUUUUCAAGGGUGUUAAAUAGAUUUGGUCUGUUUAAACGUAAAAAGAAGGACGUAAUUGAGGAAGUAAGCGAAAGCGAGAGUACGGUAGAAGUCGAUGUUAAGCCACAUACUAGGCCUCCGUUUAAGCAAAAUAUUCUAAAUUACAACGUUCACGCUCAAGAGUUCUUUAAUCGACCACGAAAAGCGAGAUGUUGUCCGGCUCACGACUCGUUGCACGAAUAUGCGUGUGGUAACGAUCCUAUUUCCCAGGAAUUUCCUUACGACAUAUGCAAGCACAGACACCCGCAGGCUCAUUCUACGCCACAACGUUGCCCAAUGUUGCAUGCUCCCUCCUGCUGUCACGAUCACAAUCACCACAACACGCCGCAAAUGCCUCAAGUACCUCUCUGCCUGAAAGAAAUUGAAGUCAAAAGCAUUGGCACACAGAGUGACAGAAAACUUUCACUCUUUCCCCGAUUUAAAAAGAAAGUACAAUCUGCUCAGAUGCAGCUUCAGCAACAUGAUACGAUAACGACGCAGAACCCAAAGGAAAGGAACAUAAUUCUGAAUUGGGAAAAGCUGAAACAGAAAGCUACAAAAAAUGUGAGCAGUAAUUCUGACCCUCUUAAGUUCUCGAUAAAAACACAGAAACAACUCGCUUUAGGAGAUACGAAGAUGCGAAAUGCAAUGUUAAAGAAAUUAUUUUACAAAAGGAAUCCGUUUUCACCGCGAAACCUUAUAGUACGGACACUGCUCGGUAAGGACAAGUCGUCAUGGGGUGACCCACCCCGAAUGUAUAAGCCACGUAUGUUUAUAUAA